CAUUACCUCUUCCUGCUACCCAUCACAACAAUAGCGGGUGUUUCAAACUCAUCCUUCCUGCCUGUAGCAAGCUUCCUCAAGGGACUCUCUAGCUAGCCAGCGUGCUGACCAGACGUCGAUUCCGUGCAGCUCCGUGCCGAGAACCAAUAACAUUCCCUCACCCACAGAGCUACAGCAUCGCCACCACCAGAGCAGACAGUACCAACUACAGACAAGCUGGAUGAUGCUGUGGAGGUGAUGCCUCUGGUGAAAACAGCUGUCCAGCCGGGCUCCAACCCCGUAUGCGCCGGCUCCACCUCCCCAGGUGACCACAUGGACGACUCCACCACGGUCAUCAAGCGUACCAGAACACCAUCACCUGGCCAACACUGACUGACCUCCUGGGUGGCUGCACAAAUUCCUUUCAAGACUCUCAACCUCACCAGGACCUUCCUACACAAAACAAAUCAACUUCACUGCAUAUAGCCUGACCACAUCACCUCCGCAUCCCGGACCUUUGGGGCACUAGAGGCUGUGACACAGCCUGCACGGCCCCAACAAAUCCCCAAGAAGAAGAAGCUUCCUCAAGAAUGCAGAUUAUUAUUCUACGCUACUAUGGCUGAAGGAGGUUCCAUUGCAAGCACUACUGUGUAGUGGGGGAUUUGAUGCUGUCCAGCAGUGAUUCUGAUGACCACUACUCAAAGUAUGGACGAUGAUGCUGGAUUCCAUGAGGUGAUCAGCAAGGCAGAAAAGAAGAGGAGGCACGAUGCAGCAAGACUAAGUGAAGACAGUGAUACCUGCAAGAUGCAGAAUGCUAAGAAAAGUCACGCUGGUAAGGGAGGUGAUUCACGUGGCACCUCCUUGGGGAUAGACGCCUCCUGCAGGAAGAAGAUUGGCCCGAGAUACCCUGUUGCAGCUCACUCUCGUCUGAGCGACAGUGAUAGUGAGGAUGAGAGUAUCCAGGACCUAACCAGGUGGACAUAGGAUUGCAAGAGCAGAGUGGUAGUGGACAGGAGCCGAGUCGUAGUGGUCAAGAGCCGAAUCGUGGUGGAAGGUAGAGGCUGUAUUUUCCUCUCAUGGAAGGCUUCGACUACAACAAAAAGCUCCAGUGGACAGUCAAGCUUUGUAAGUACCAUAAGGAUUUUGAGGUUUUGUUCAAGGAUGGAAAACACAGGCCAUAUGUAACUGUUAAAGAUGAGCAUGCUGUGGAUUUUUUAACAACUGAAGGUUUUGAUGGCCUUGUGAUGGAAAAACCUGAUGGAAGGGAGAAGUGCCACAAGGUUAUCAUAUAUGAUGUUCCAACCCUUGUAGAUCCUGAUGACCUUUCAUUUGAUGAGAGAUUUGUGUGGGUUAAGAGACGUGUAGUGAAACUGAAGGAUGCAGUUUCCCCUAAGCCUCAGCUUGUUGCUUUGAUGAAAGGGUCACUCCCUGAGAAGGUGUUUAUUCCUUGCCUUGGAUAUAGGCAUGUCUCUCUUUAUAAUGAAACUCCUGUUCUGUGUUAUGAAUGUAGUAAAUGGGGUCAUAUGCAAUACAAGUGUUACAAUGAUUUCCGCUGUAGGUUCUGCGGUAAAAAAUCAUGACUCCAGGGAAUGUAUUGCUAAACUGAAGGAAAAUGUCAAGAUUGUACCAAUCUGUUGUAAUUGUGGUGAAUCAUAAUACUAACUCAUGGCAUUGUACAAAGAGGCCCCAAAGAAACCGUCGCAAUAACUCUGACGUUAAGGCUAGUAAACCCGCUAGACAUGUACAGGUGUUACAGAGUUCACAGCCAGUUAAUGUGUGGCAGGAAAGGCUUGAGCAAAGGCAGGCCUCUAUACCAGGAAAUGUAACAGACAAGCUAGGUACAGUUCCUCCCACACCACAGGUAGUUCAUGUUCAUGAGGAUGUUUCUUUGAGGAAAGAAAUUGAUGAGUUAAGGAACCUUAUGGCUGAUUUACAGAAGCAAAUAGUGGAAUUGCACAUAGUAAUCAUGAGGCCUAGCUCUCAUGUUGAUACUGCUGUGAAUUCUACUAAGGAAACUGUUGUGGACACCACUGUAGAAACUAAUGGAUCCAAUAAUAAUGUUGCAAUGUCCCAGGAGAACAAUCUACCAGUUGUCACUAGUGAAGUGAGAUACCUGCUGGACUUAAUCAGGGCCUAUGUGGAUAACCCAAAGGGUAAAGUGAAAUAAAAAUUGUUAAAGGUUGCCACAUCUGUGGGGAAUAAGGUUCAGCAAAAUGGAAGUUAGAAAUCUGUGUGUACUAUCAUGGAAUAUUAACAGUUUACAGAAAUGGUCUACUGAUGUACAUGCCUAUGUUCUUGAAAAUAACAUUGAUGUAAUAACACUUCAGGAGGUUGGUAUGAAAACAGAUUGCUUGACCUUACGAGGAUAUCAACGCUUUGAGCUUUCAGCUGAUCUACGUACUAACACAAGAGGUUUAGUCACAUACAUCAAAAGCUGUAUUCCUGCCACCCUCCACUCUGCUUAUAAGGUCAAUGGUACAGAGGUACUGUGUGUAAACGUUCGCAUUAAAGAUUGUGUGGUGAUUAUUGUUAAUAUGUACAUUCAUGCAAAUAUGCUAAGAUCUGAGGACCUUCCUGAUUGUGUAUUUAGUGAUAAAAGUCUUUUGGUUGGAAACCUAAAUGCUAGGCAUAGGAGUCUAGGUAGCUUCUUUGGCAGCCAGAAUUCCAGUGGUUUUGCUCUGUGUGACAUUGUUGAUGCCUUUGGGAAUGUACAGGUAUUAGGGAAUGGUAAACCUAUGCAUGUCAAAGGUGGCAGACUUGAUUAUGCUCUUCUUUUUAAUAUGAAUGAAGUUCAAGCCUCUGCAGAUAUCGUGCAUGAACUGGAGAGUGAUCACUUUGCUUUAAAGGUAACUCUUGAGCUUGAUAAGGUGUGUGGUCCUUCCACCAGGGCAAGGUACAGGCUGCAGGAUGGCCAGCAUAGGCAACUGAUUAAUAAAGUAAAUGCUUGGUACCAAGAUUACAAACACUCUGUCCAUAAUGUUGACCAGUUUUAUGAAGCUCUGUUGCAAGUAAUUGACCAUACUUUAAGUAAGGCUACCAUUCGGCAAACUCGUUCAGGUAGGAGAUGUAAGUCAGCUUACUUUACUGAUAAGCAAGUUAAGGGAUGGAACACAUUACUUAGGAAAGCACAGAGUCGAUGGAGUAAAAUUCCCUGUGAUAUCCAGAGUAGGACAGCCAUGCUUGAAAUCGCUGAAUGUAUGACGGAUGUGAGACAACAAGCAUGUACCAGGUAUUGA
Messenger RNA from Portunus trituberculatus (swimming crab), 3215 nucleotides. RefSeq lists its product as uncharacterized. The transcript is spliced from 2 exons. NCBI's taxonomy places the organism in Eukaryota, Metazoa, Arthropoda, Malacostraca, Decapoda, Portunidae. Bases 2193 to 3215 code for a protein of 340 amino acids. The record is from RefSeq and is a predicted model, not a curated record. Gene Ontology annotation, molecular function: catalytic activity.